UGUAACCCCAGCACCUAGAGCGGUGCUCAAACGACUGAAGGCUCCUGCGAGUCGCCCUCUCCCCUUGGCCCCGCCACCCGCGGGGAAGGGCUGGCGGGGGGUCACACAGCAUCUCCAUUACGGCAUUUCAUUCGCCACGGCACCAUCUUUCGGACUCUAGCUAGGCUCUUCCAGGACUGGGCGCGCCUCGGUCCCCAGGGUGCCACCUGACAGCCAACACCGACGGGAUAACGCAUGAAUAGAGUCGUUAUUAAAAUUAGCUACCUCCUGUCUCUGCCGGGAAAAACCCCACUUUAAAAAAUCACCGUUUUGAUGAAAGUGCUUCUGUGGAAACCUGAAGAGAGUUGGUGCCUAUUCUUACGGUUGAAGAUCCCUGCUUUUGAAUGUAAUGCACUAAGCUUGCAAACAUGAAAACAUGUUUUGCCCCUUCUCUGAGUUGAGCUGGUCACUAGGAGGCAAAUCCAUGGACAGACAGCCCUGUUGUUUGAAAGUUGGUUUUGUGGAAAGUGAUAAGUUGGUGGAGGUCAGGAUGGCUAACUGGUUGGCUCCCCACAUGGUGCCCUACAUCUACACUACACCUUAAAGAAGCUGAAGAGAAGAUGUUAAAAUGUGUCCCUUGCACAUACAAAAAGGAACCUGUUUGUAUAUCUAAUGGAAAUAAAAUAUGGACACUGAAGUUCUCUCAUAAUAUUUCAAAUAAGACUCCGCUUAUCCUUCUCCAUGGUUUUGGAGGAGGUCUUGGGCUUUGGGCACUGAAUUUUGGAGAUCUUUGCACCAACAGACCUGUCUAUGCUUUUGACCUAUUGGGUUUUGGACGAAGUAGUAGACCCAGGUUUGACAGUGAUGCAGAAGAAGUGGAGAAUCAGUUUGUGGAAUCCAUUGAAGAGUGGAGAUGUGCCCUAGGAUUGGACAAAAUGAUCUUGCUUGGGCACAACCUAGGUGGAUUCUUGGCUGCUGCUUACUCGCUGAAGUACCCAUCAAGGGUUAAUCAUCUCAUUUUAGUGGAGCCUUGGGGUUUCCCUGAACGACCAGACCUUGCUGAUCAAGACAGACCAAUUCCAGUUUGGAUUAGAGCCUUGGGAGCAAUAUUAACUCCCUUUAACCCUUUAGCUGGCCUAAGAAUUGCAGGACCCUUUGGUUUAAGUCUAGUGCAACGUUUAAGACCUGAUUUCAAACGGAAAUAUUCUUCAAUGUUUGAGGACGAUACUGUGACAGAAUACAUCUACCACUGUAAUGUGCAGACUCCAAGUGGUGAGACAGCUUUCAAGAAUAUGACUAUUCCUUAUGGAUGGGCAAAAAGGCCAAUGCUCCAGCGAAUUGGUAAAAUGCACCCUGACAUUCCAGUUUCAGUGAUCUUUGGCGCCCGAUCCUGCAUAGAUGGCAAUUCUGGCACCAGCAUCCAGUCAUUACGACCACAUUCAUAUGUGAAGACAAUAGCUAUUCUGGGGGCAGGACAUUAUGUAUAUGCAGAUCAACCAGAAGAAUUCAACCAGAAAGUAAAGGAGAUCUGCGACACUGUGGAUUGAACACGCUAAAGGUCUUAUGGGAAAACCUGGUGACUGAUCCAAUUGUUCAGCAAUAAUGCAUAAUCUAUGCUGAAGAGUAAUGAAUACAACACAAGAACCAGACAGCCUUCUUGACUAUACUUUGCACGUGUUUUCUUUGUGAAUUCACUCGCACAUUUAAACCAGUUAGUGCCUUCUAGAAGAAUGGCUUUCCUUUCUCCUACACAAAAUUGAAAUAUACAAGUCUCUAAAUUUAAUACCUUCAAAUAAAAGGUUAUUUGUCCCUCUGAUGUA
Saimiri boliviensis boliviensis (Bolivian squirrel monkey) is the source of this 1799-nucleotide messenger RNA. The record is from RefSeq and is a predicted model, not a curated record. Lineage: Eukaryota; Metazoa; Chordata; Mammalia; Primates; Cebidae.